UCGGCUUUGACAGAUAACCUUUAACCCAUCUUAAAUACGCACAAUAUAGAGGUACAACCUUUAAAAACAGGGCAAAAUGUCUCUCGGAAGACAUACAAUUAGUUGAUAUGGGUCGGUGUUUAUGUCAGUCAACAAGUGCCUUCAACUAUCUAGCUGCUGCUCUGCUCGCUAACGUUAGCUCAUAAGCUAAGACGCUAAUAGCUGUCUGCCAUUAACCAGGAUAAAUAUCGAGUUAUUCCGGAUAAUUAAAGUGACAAAGAAGAGCGGGGAUGGUGCAGCCCCAGCCUGAUGGCCCCAUGCAGUGGGACAUGUCAGGAGAGGAAAGCGGUGGGGCCCUCAGGGUCCCACCAGAGCUGGCCGCCAAUGAAGUGGUGACCAGGCUACUGGGUGACAACCAGCAGCUCAGAGAGGCCUUGCGGCGCAGCAACUUCGCUUUGCGCCAACGCUGCGAGGAGAUGGAGGGCUGGCAGAAGAGGUCGAGGGAGGAGAGGGAGUUUCUCAGCUGUCGUUUCCAGGAGGCCAGGGCCCUCGUGGAGAGGCUGGCUCAGGAGAACCACUCUUUACAGGGCCUGGUGAACGGACCGGCCGCCUCCACCUCCUCCUCUAGCCACUUCUGCAGUUCCAACCAGACCGAAGACCUGCAGAGCCGCCAGGCCAGGAACGGACCUGUAGAAGCUUCACAGACUCUGGAUCACCAGGAUAAGAAGAGAGUGGAGGAGUCAGAUCAACACACGCAGACCACUCCCCCUCGCAGCCUGCCUGUGGAAGGCCCUAACGACUUCCUGCAGCUGCUGAAGACCCACAAAGAAAAACUGGAGGAAGGGAUGAGGGACCUGAGAAGGAAGAACGAAGAGCUGGAGAGGGAGAGGGACGACGGAGAGAAAGAGAGAGAGCGAAUGCGACGCUGCAUUGACCAGCUGCUGGCCAAACUGGCUCAGGCACAGGGGAGCACUGUUACUGAGGAGGUUGUUCCACAUCGCUCUGAGGCACAGCACUCCUCUGACUGGUAUCGGGAGCUGGAGGAAAAGCUUGACUACUUGCAGAAGAGUUCGGCUCAGCGGGACAGAACUGAAGCCAUGCUCAAACAGAAGGACAAAGACUGUGAAGCUCUGAAAGCUCAGGCCACAUCUCUGUUAGGAGAACUCAACGAGAGACAGAGCUGUCUGGACAAAAGCGAGCACGAACGCAAGAUACUGGAGGAAAAGCUGUCCAGUAAGGUGAAGGCUCUGCAGGUGGCAGAACGGGAACUGGAACAGCAGAAGAAGCAGCAUAACGUAGCCAUGGACAAGCUGCUGCUGCAGACACAGAGCCUGGAACAAGCCCUGAAGACUGAGAGACAUGUGGUCACAGAGGAGAAGAAAAAACUGACACAGCUGCAGCACGCCUACACGUGUCUCUUUAGAGACUACGACUCUAAGCUGAAGAAUGAGGGAGGAGAUCUGUGCAGCAGGCUAGAGGAGGCAGAGAGAGCGCUGGCCCUGAAGCAGGAUCUGAUUGAUAAACUAAAGGAGGAAGUAGAGCAGCAGAAAGGCUCUCUGGAGACUGUUCCUGUCCUCACUGCACAGGCUGAGAUCUACAAGGCAGAUUUCCUGGCAGAGCGAGAAGCGAGAGAAAAGCUGAACCAGAAGAAGGAGGAGGUGCAGGAACAGCUGAAUCAGGCUCGGGCUGAGAUUGAAAGGCUCAAACAGGAAGCCACAUCACGUGCACGUAUGGAGCAAAUGAAGCUGAGACACGGGGACGACAUUGCAACACGGCCCCCCUACAUUAACCCUCAACCAGUGGUGUUCCCCCCUUUCACGGCGCCUCCUCCCUCUUUGUUCCGCAAUCAGCCUGAUCAAGUUCCAGCUGGUGCUGAAGAGCUGCCAGAUUUAUGUUGUCCUAAGUGCAAGUACCAGGCUCCAGAUAUGGACACGCUGCAGAUACAUGUCAUGGACUGUAUACAGUAACACCAGCAUAGUUAAGGACAUCAUCACAUCACAACAAACAUACAUACAUACAUACAUACAGAGACAGACAGACAGACCAGAGGGUAAAAUACAUUUGUUAGUUGCACCUUACUCUCUCUGCCAUGCAAACAAACUGACACAAUCAUACACACUGUGGAUCUUAUUUGAAUGGAAUCAAGACAAGUGGCAAUCAGAUGAAAGUAUGAACCAGUGAAAGAAAAGAAUGACCAAUUUUAAUCAGCAUGGUAUUUCUCUAGAACUGCUCCAUGGAUUCAGUUUCUGCUGUAGCUUUUCCAUCCUUUUUCCUCCUAGCACCUGUUUUUCUUUUUAUUUCCCCUCUCCCUCUUCCUUGCCUCUGAGAUGGCACAUUGAUGCACGCCCAUCAUAAUUUGUACACCCCAUGAUAUCUUUCCUCAGUCUCAUUUCUCGUCCCUCUUGACUUCGCAGGCGUAGCAGCAGCUGAGGGAGGUAACUAGUGUACACACUGUGGGGUAAGUGUGUAUACUUUGACUGUAGUACCCUUUGGGCUAAAGGUGACGAAAUGUCAUUUAAAAAAAGUGACAAUUCAGAGGGGUCCCUUUACCACAAAGGAGGUGACACAUGAGUGUGAAUAAACUUGUGAGCUUUAAAUAACAAAAUAUGUUCAAAUAUGUUUUGGUCAUAAAUGUUGCUAGUCUACAUUACCUCAAAACAUGUAUUCUUAUGUAUUAGAGAUGGAUUUACUCUUAUUGAAAAAAAGUAGCCAUUCUCUGUGUUCUGUGCCUGUGUACACCUUUGACCUGACCCUUAACCCAAAACACUUUGUGCUGCCCCUUACGCUGUCUUAUCUUUACCUGUAGCACCUAGCUAUUUAUCUAUCUGAAUGUAAGCACAUUGAGGUUCAGUCACAGUUUGUGUGAAAUCGUCUGUUAUUAUAGAUCAUUUAGUGCAAAGAAUAUUGUUUCACACUGUCUGAAAUUUACGAAAUAAAUCAGUUAUUCAACAACU
Molecule: messenger RNA, 2933 nt
Organism: Scomber japonicus (chub mackerel)
Lineage: Eukaryota; Metazoa; Chordata; Actinopteri; Scombriformes; Scombridae
Gene: ikbkg
Product: inhibitor of nuclear factor kappa B kinase regulatory subunit gamma
Exons: 13
Coding region: 270-1946 (558 amino acids)
Biological process (GO): positive regulation of canonical NF-kappaB signal transduction
Cellular component (GO): cytoplasm; nucleus; IkappaB kinase complex
Molecular function (GO): K63-linked polyubiquitin modification-dependent protein binding
Source: RefSeq, a predicted model, not a curated record